AUGAAUCCAAACGGUUCGAUCUCGAUGGGCGAUGAAAAAUUUCAAAUGAAUGUCGAUCAAGAUAUUGACGAUCAUAAUCGACUAAUAAAAUCACGUUUCUUGAAUCAACGUCGGCCAUUGCGUUUAGCAUCAUUGAUUUAUCCGAUUUUAUUGGCUAUACUUCUUAUAAUCGGUACUGUACUUUUAAUUCUUACAAUCACUCGACGACAAGCAUGUCGACAACAACAAUUGGAACAAGCCGAAGUUCUUCUAGGAUACAAACCUGAUCUUCAUAUGAAGACAUGGGUACCAUGUGUGAAAACAGCUACAAACGCAUGCGCAUGCCCAGCCACAUUUAUUCAUUCUUCAGCGAAUCCAUCGCAUUGUAUUCCAAAUCAUUCGCGUUGUCUCGAAUCAUGUAAAAUGAAUGAACAUUGUAAAUGCCACAAUCUAGUUGAUCCACUUCGUUGCCGCAUCGCCACACGUGGCUGGUUCGAUAAUGAAAUAAAGGUUGGUCCUGUCGAACGUUUUCGCAAUCCAGUUACAAAUCCAUUAUUACAAUACACAUGGAUGGACAAAUUCAAUCGUCAAUUAGAACGUUUAUUAGUCGAUUUACGCGGAGGCGAACGUUUGUUUUUAAGUGCUGAUAGACAGACAGGUAUUGCUGUUCAUGAACACGAUGACGAUUAUUUAUUGAAUGAACGUUGGACUAAAGUCGAAAUCAACAGUACACGACAACAUAUUGUCUAUACACAACUAAAUCCCCAAACACACUCCUGUCGUAUGUCAUCAUUGCAAGAUGAUGGUUCAACCACUCAUGGCCCAGUUCAUUCAUGUCCGGGUACACCAAUGGGUGCUCCAUACUUUUUUGGUGUUGCUUGCAAAGAUGUUCUUGUUCUGUGGCACGGUUCUCGUCAAAUUAAACUUCGACGACAAGAAGGUUGGACCAUGGCUCGCCAUCAUUUUGAAUCAAUUAUCCCACAUCUACCUGUUCUACUCGAUCCAUUUCAUCGUUAUUACUCUUUAUAUGACGAUUCUAUGAUCGAAAUCAAGGAUUUGAAUGGUGACGUUCUUGGUCAACGUUUUACUGAUAUUAUCAAACCGACACGAUUCGAAUUUAUCGAUCAUCAUGGUACAAUUUGGGUUGCUAACCAAACACAUAUGCAAUUAUUUCAUUCCAAGAAUGAUCAAGCAUGGCUUGAUUUUUAA
Molecule: messenger RNA, 1188 nt
Organism: Adineta ricciae
Lineage: Eukaryota; Metazoa; Rotifera; Eurotatoria; Adinetida; Adinetidae
Source: the annotation of a GenBank genome assembly